UAUAUUUAGUUGAGUUUUAAACAUUUUUAAAAAUUUGACCAUGAUCAGAAAACAAAAUAAAAAAAUGAAACCGCUUUGCCCUUGAAUAUCAGAUACCAGUUAAAGUCGCACUGAUCACAACUCAGCCGGAGUUGGUCGUCUUCCGCCACCAACGGCCAGAAACUUCGUCCAUCAUUUUCCUUUCGGAUUUUCCUUCUCCUCUCCGCACCGCAUUGACAACAUAGAAGUUUAGGUUUUGAGUAGUUAGGGUUUGGGUUGAAAACAAGGAAGGAACAUGGCAUCUUCGGAUGAUGAAUCUGAUACGCAGCCACUGUCUGUGUCAAAUUACCAUUUCGAAGAUGACAAAGACGCACCUGUAUCUUUUUCCGUUUUACCGAUUCGAUGGAGCGAGUCUGAGAGUGUCGGCUGCAAGAAAGGUAAGGUGUUUCUUCAUGGUAACGCGGAUAAUGGUUUGCAGAAAAUUUUCAUGCAAGUCAUAGCAUGGAGGUUUGAUCUUUCCAAUGUGAAGCCUGAGAUAUCAGUGCUAUCAAAAGAUGGGAGAUGGAUCAAACUUCAAAAGCCAAGGAAGAGUUAUGAGGAUACUAUAAGGACUAUUUUAAUAACGGUUUACUUCUUGCAUUAUUUGAAAAAGAAUCCCGACCCAUCUGCUAGAUCGGUGUGGGAUAGCUUGAGUAAGAAUAAGGAGUUUAGCUAUUAUGAGGUAAAGCCUUCGCUAAAUGAUUUGUCAAACCAUAUGGGUUUAAUGGGGGAAGCUGCUACAAGGGAUGCUGUCUUAGCAAAGUCCAAGCUUUUGCUCACUGUUCUGGAAGAUAAGGAUAGGAUGAAGAUUAAGAAACUUUCUGAAGAGGAAGUUAAAGAGCUAGCACGGCCCGGGUUUAUAAUUGAUGAUACUGACAAUGGUACAAUUGAUGAAACUGUUGAAGAGUCAGAUGAAGAGGACGAGUUAUUUGAUUCUGUUUGUUCCAUUUGUGACAAUGGUGGUGAACUUUUGUGUUGUGAUGGAAAGUGCAUGAGGUCAUUUCAUGCUAAUGAGGAGGAUGGUGAGGAAUCUUCUUGUGUCUCUCUUGGUUUUAGCCGGAAGGAAGUUCAGGAUAUCCAAAAUUUCUAUUGUAAGAAUUGUGAAUAUAAUCAACACCAGUGUUUUGCAUGUGGCGUACUAGGCUGUUCUGAUAAAUUUACUGGUGCUGAGGUCUUCAAAUGUGCUUCUGCAACCUGUGGUUUCUUCUAUCAUCCACAAUGUGUUGCUAAGUUACUUCACCGGGUGGUUGAGAGUGUUCCGAUGGAACUAGCAAGAAAUAUAUCUAAGGGGGAACCUUUCACUUGUCCUGCUCACUAUUGCUGUAUUUGUAAAGAAAUGGAAAACAGGCAAGAGCAUGAGUUGCAAUUUGCUGUUUGUAGGCGUUGUCCCAAGUCAUAUCAUCGCAAAUGUUUGCCAAGAAAGAUUGCUUUUGAAGACAUAGUGGAUGAAAACAUUGUAACAAGGGCUUGGGAAGAUCUUUUACCAAACAAUCGCAUUCUUAUUUAUUGCUUAAAGCAUGAGAUAGAUGAUGAACUUGGAACUCCAAUAAGAGAUCAUAUAAAAUUCCCCAAUGUUAAAGGUACUGUUCGAGAAAUUAAUACUGAGGAGAAGAUAAAGCCUUCAACCAAAGAAGUUAUAUCAAACAAGAACAAUGGUAAUUUACCUAUCAAAAGAACUAGUGCUAAGUUGUCUGAUAAAAUGUCCUACGGAAAAGUUGGCAUAAAAAAUUCUGGAAAGAUUUCUGGAUCCAAUAUCCCUAGAAAGAAAGCAAAUGAAGCACCAAGAAGGUAUUUGAAUGAAAAUAAGAGGUCAGUUUCAAAGGAAACUGAAAGGUCUGACUAUGAGGAAAAUCAGCUCUCACUGGGUGUGCAACUAUAUGAUCUCUACCAGAAGGGUUCUGAGCAAGUUAAUUCUGGUAAUCAGGUCGAUAAUGUAGCUGAUAACACCCUGUCUAUUCAGCGUACUAAAAAGCUGAGCAGUGCAGCACCCCAAUUAGACGCAGAUUCAGAGAGGAGAUUAUUGGCUUUGUUUAAAGAAGCUACAUCAUCGGUUACUCUGGAGAAUGUCAUAAAAGAACAUAAAUUUGCUUCUACUCAUACUCACUCGCUGAAAAAUGUUGUGGAGAAGACUAUUACAGCAGGGAAGUUAGAAGGGUCAGUUGAGGCUGUUCGAACAGCUAUAAGGAUGCUGGAGGACGGACACAGCAUUCGGGAAGCAGAAGCUGUUUGUGGUCCCAAUGUUCUGAACCAGAUAUUCAAGUGGAAGGACAAGUUGAAAGUAUAUCUUGCACCUGUUUUAUAUGGGAAUCGCUACACAUCUUAUGGUCGCCAUUUUACACAAGUGGAAAAGCUGGAAGGGAUUGUGGAUAAACUCCAUUGGUAUGUUCAGAAUGGUGAUACGAUUGUGGACUUCUGUUGUGGUGCUAAUGAUUUUAGCACUCUCAUGAAGAAAAAGCUUGAAGAGAUGGGGAAGAGAUGCUCGUACAAAAACUUUGAUUUACUUCCAACAAAGAAUGAUUUUAAUUUUGAGAUGAGAGAUUGGAUGACUGUCCAGCGAAAGGAGUUGCCUUCUGGAUCACGUUUGAUCAUGGGCCUCAAUCCCCCCUUUGGGGUUAAAGCAGCUUUGGCUAACAAGUUUAUAGACAAGGCUUUAGAGUUUGAGCCUAAGCUCCUGAUUCUUAUAGUACCACCGGAGACACAGAGGCUGGAUAAAAAACGGUCUCCAUAUAAUCUUGUCUGGGAGGAUGAGAGGUUUCUAUCAGGCAAGUCGUUUUAUCUACCUGGAUCAGUUGAUGCUAAUGACAAGCAAAUGGAGCAAUGGAAUGUAAAGCCACCCCCACUCUACCUUUGGAGUCGUCCAGACUGGGCUGAUAAACAUAAGCAAAUAGCCCAGGAGCAUGGUCACUUGUUCAGACAGCCCGACGUAUCGAAAGUGGUAAGCAUUGAUAAGGAGAAAUCACCAUCAAGUCAUACUAUGGAUGAAGACUAUGUUGAUGAUAUCAUGCUGGACCGUAUGCUGGAUCGUGAUUUCUUGAAGUCAAAUAACAAUGAAGAUUACCCAUUUAUGGAAAGCAAGCUGAAAGGCAUGUCUAGUGGAAACGUUGAUCGAGAGAGUCAAGAGAGACAGGAGUAUUUGGUGACUAAGGUUGAGAACACCUCAUGGAAAAGGAAAGAAAAUGAUGGUAGAGGACCAGCUGUAAUCUCACCAGCUAAGAGGCAAGAUAUUAGUGAAAUUCACAAGGGAGUGCGGCACCAUGGUACCUCCAGUCCACUUGAUGUUGAGGGAUAUCAGCCAGAUAUUGAUAUGUUGAUAUCUCCAGAUAGAGAUGCUGGUGAUAUUGAGUAUACGUCUCUGGAACCUCACUCUUCUGCUGGUGGUGAUGGCUAUAGGCAUGUGGAGCCUCUCCCUUCCUCACUGAUGGAAUUUGGAGAAGCCUAUGAUGCACCCCAAAGUUGGCCAAAUGUUAGUGACCCCCUUCCUGAUUACAGGUUGAAGGAUUUACAGGAACACAAUAGCAGACUUCUGGGAGACAGCGCAGGCAACCUUAGAUAUAGACCCUAUCCCAGGGAGGAUGAUAGUUACCUGAGGGAAUUAGAGACAAGGAAACAGGUUCACCCUCACGGGCUUCAGCCUCCCGAAUCUAUGAGUAGUUAUCUCUCUGGUCAUGAUCCUGCUUAUAACCAAAUAGGAUCUACCUAUUCAGUACUUGGUUCAGGAUCUGAAUUGUCUUACAUGACGAGUACACCAGCUAUGCAACGAUAUGCACCUCGUCUCGAUGACUUAAACCAUGUUAGGACAAAUUCUUUGGGACCUGAGCGUCCUAUAGUUGGUGGAAGUGACGCCUUUGAACGUAGUAUACCCCAACCCGGAUAUGGAAAUGUGCAGCCAGGUUUUGCAGCUGGUCCUCCCCAGUUGUAUCCACGCCAUAAUUCUUCAAACUGGUCCAGGGAUUAAUUCUAAUGUCCACUUUUUAGGUGUUAUCCUUUCUUCUGGAUAAAGAUGUAAUAUUCUGUACAUAUAUGAUGUUAGGAAUAUUUGAUUGUGCCCUCUUACAUCCUUAGGCUUUACAUGAUACUCUUCUAUCUACCUCUUUCAUGAAGAGCACUUUUUGUUGUCGCCGGGAUUGUUUUUGGCCCCCUUUGGGCAGUGACUGUGUAAUCAUUAGAUAAUGUAUGUGACCCUAUAGCUGAAAGAUCUGCUGUUCUAUUAGAUUGUUUUUAUCAUGUACUAAAAUUUCACAUAAUCUUGCCACCCGAAAUUUAUGUGAUUAUAUUUCAAGAGUCUUUAAUUCAA
Molecule: messenger RNA, 4312 nt
Organism: Cicer arietinum (chickpea)
Lineage: Eukaryota; Viridiplantae; Streptophyta; Magnoliopsida; Fabales; Fabaceae
Product: protein ENHANCED DOWNY MILDEW 2
Source: RefSeq, a predicted model, not a curated record